AGUUGUGUGUGUAGUUGGAGUCUGUUCACACUCUGAGGAUGGGAGCCUCUCUGCUUUGGACACUGUGGUCCAUCUUGUUUUGUGUCGCCAUCUGCAAACAGACACAAGUUACAGGUGACAGUUUCACUCUGGAUGUUCCUGGACAGUCUGUGUAUCUGGAGGACACAGUGACUGUGAGGUGCACAGCUCAUGGUGAAAAACAUCUGCAGUUUUACAAAGAUGGAACACUUGUACAAAAUGACACACAACAUGUGCUGUUCCAACUACCAGACUUUACAGAUCUGAUCUUUAAUUCAGUGUCAAAAUCAGAUGAGGGUUUGUAUUUGUGUAGAGCCAGUGAGGAAACACGAUCCCAUGAAAAAGAACUGAAAGUUACAGAAAAGAUCCGCAGAGUUGAACUGACUGUGUCAAACACAGAAACACCAGUAGGGGGCAGUGUGACACUGAGCUGUGAUAUAGAGGGUUGGAAUGAAAAACACAAAUGGUUCAGACGAAAUUAUGACCCUGGAUCUAAAUGGGAAAAUAUUGGCAAAGUGGAACAAACUAUCAGUGUCUCUGAUGGAGGAGUGUACUCAUGCAGAGGGAACGACCAUCAUGUCGCCACAAAACUAAGUGAUGAAGUCACUGUUGAGAAAACUGUCCCCAUUGUGAGUCUGAGUCAGUUGGAGGUAUUUGUGGGAGAGAGUCUGAGUCUGAGCUGUGAGGUGGAGGGAGCAGACACACAGUGGACCUAUCAGUGGAACAGGAACACACUGAACCUACGUCCAACAACCAGAGAAUACAGAGUGUCCAAAGUGACUGAGUCUGACAGAGGAACCUACAGCUGCAGAGCCCAGAGAGACCCACACCUCAUCACUGUGUGGAGCACCAGCACCACUGUCACUGUACACAGUGAGUCAGAUGCCAAUCUGAACCUGCAGACUCCAGUCCAGUCUGUGUAUCAGGGGGACUCAGUGACUCUGGUCUGUUCUGGUCCUGCUCAGAGACAGUUACUCUUCUUUAAAGAUGGAAAACCUGUUCAUCAUCAGCCUCAGCAUGAACCUACAACAACAGUCCAACUGAAAAUCAGUCCAGUGUCAAAAGCAAACCAGGGUCAGUACUCCUGUGGGAUCAAUGAGGAAGUACAAUCACACAAAUGGACACUCACAGUAAAAGAAACAAAACGCAGUGUCCGUGUGACACCAUUGUCCUCAGUUAUCCCAGUAGGGGGCAGUGUGACUCUGAGCUGUUACACAGAGGGGUUUACAGGGAGAUACAUAUGGGUCAGGGGUAGUUAUUCUCAAAUUGAAACAUUAAGUGAGACCUCACAGAGAGUCAGUGUCUCCAGAGGAGGAGAAUACAGCUGCAGAGGACAGGACCAGUUCAUCCUCACACCUCAAAGUCCUGCAGUCACUGUCAAACAAACUGUGUCUCUGAUUCCAAACUGGUCUGUGUUAUUUGUGGGAGAGAGUCUGAGUCUGAGCUGUGAGGUGAAGGGAGCAGACACACAGUGGACCUAUCAGUGGAACAGGAACACACUGAACCUACGUCCAACAACCAGAGAAUACAGAGUGUCCAGUGUGACUGAGUCUGACAGAGGAGCCUACAGCUGCAGAGCCCAGAGAGACCCACACCUCAUCACUGUGUGGAGCACCAGCACCACUGUCACUGUACACAACAAACCUCAGGUCACAGUGAGUGGACUCUCAGAGGUGCAGACAGGGGGCAGUGUGGUGCUGCUCUGCUCUGUCUCUCCACUUUCCUCUGGGUGGAAAUAUGAGUGGAGCAGAAAUGAGCAGCUCUUUAAACAGUCUUCAUCUGAGGCACAGGUGUCAGUGUCAGAGGGAGGGGAGUACCAGUGCAGAGCCAGCAGAGGAAAGCCUCCCUACUUCACAGAGCAAAGUCACAAGUUCACACUCAGAACCACUGACUCCAGCGCGCCCUCUCUCUCUGUGGAGCCCCCCUGGUCUCAGCUGUUCCCUGGAGAGCAGUUCUCUCUCACCUGUAGCGCUCAUGGAGCAGGCGCUGAGUGGAUGUUUGAAUGGAGGAGAUCUGGACAGAGUCUGGAGCACAAACAAAGAGAAAUGACCAUAAGAGCAGCAGUGACACACAGAGGCUCCUACAGGUGCAGAGGAGUCCUGCCCCACACAGUCACUGAGUGGAGCCGCCCCCUCACACUAAAUGUGUCUGACAGAGCUCCCCAUCCUGUCCUGUCAGUGUCUGUGUCCUGGCUCAGUCCUGGGGCCUCUGUCUCUCUGAGCUGUGCUGUGACAGCGCCCUCUGCAGGAUGGAGCUUUCACUGGUACAGGGCUGUUCCUCACUCACAGUCUUACACAUAUGAGCGGCUCCCAGGGGCCAGUGCCGCCUCUAAACACGACUCCUUCAGCCUCCAGGGCCUCAACCACUCAGCAGCUUUUGUGUGUCAAACAGAGAGAGGAAGUCCCUCCUUCUACUCUGAACACAGUGACCCCUCCUUUGUCUGGUCUGGAGAGGCUGAGUCUCCAGUGUCUCUCUCGGUCAGUCCUGACAGAGCACAGCACUUCACUCAUGAUGUCAUCACUCUGAGUUGUGGGUUCAACUCCACUGGAGCAGACAGCACAGUCUGGAGGAGGUUUUCUGAUAACACAUUAUCAUCACAACAGUGUCAUUGGAGUAAAGACAAGUCUAAAUGUGAGUUUUAUUUACCUGAGAAAACCAGUGCAGUGUUUUGGUGUGAGUCUGGAUCAGGAGAAAUGAGCAACGCCCUCAACAUCUCAGUCCACAGAGACAUCAUUCUUAUGAGUCCAGUGAGAGCAGUGACUGAGGGACAGUCUGUGUCUCUCAGCUGUAAACUCAAGAAAGGGACUUUUACUUCAGUCCAAUUUUAUAAAAAUGGGAAAAUGAUUCAAAAUGGAACUGAACCAGAGCUCAACAUCACUGCAGUGUCCAGGUCUGAUGAAGGCUUUUAUAAAUGUGAGGGACAAUGGAAACCAAGGCCACGGUCAAAACCAAACACUGUCAUAUCUCCAGAGAGUUGGAUGUCGAUUAAAACUGUUCCUGUGUCUAAAAACGAGGCAUCUUGGUUUCCUGUGAUGUGGGUGGUUGGACCUGUGUGUGCAGUGCUUUUACUCAUUCUGCUGCUGCUUCUGUGGCUCCACACAAAAACUAAAGACAGAAGCUCCUCCAGUGAGACUGGUGAAACUGGGGCGGGCCAAGACAAUGAGCAGCAACUGUAUUCAUCUCUUCUUCAUGGCGACAUUUGUUUGUACGAAACUAUCAGAGACCCAAGAAACAAGAAUGAUGAACAACUUGGGGACUACAGCAAUUUACCACAAAGGUCGAGUUCUGUCUCCUGUUUGUGUCCAAGGAGAUGUUAUUGUGUUGUUUGGAAUGUUCUGACAUUAAAUUUAUCUACCUUGAAAACACAGAUCUGGAGGAACAACCCCCCACAAGACGAGAGCUGUGUUUAUUCUAAUAUUCGUCCACACUCUUCAGGUGAAAAUGUGACAUAUGCCCAAGUAAACCAUCAUAAAAAGAAACAGAAUAAAGGUGACAGGUUCACUCUGGAUGUUCCUGGACAGUCUGUGUAUCUGGAGGACACAGUGACUGUGAGGUGCACAGCUCAUGGUGAAAAACAUCUGCAGUUUUACAAAGAUGGAACACUUGUACAAAAUGACACACAACAUGUGCUGUUCCAACAACCAGACUUUACAGAUCUGAUCAUUAAUUCAGUGUCAAAAUCAGAUGAGGGUUUGUAUUUGUGUGGAGCCAGUGAGGAAACACGAUCAGAUGAAAAAGAACUGAAAGUUACAGAAAAGACCCGCAGAGUUGAACUGACUGUGUCAAACACAGAAACACCAGUAGGGGGCAGUGUGACACUGAGCUUCCGAGUCAGUUUGGAGGUAUUUGUGGGAGAGAGUCUGACUCUCAGCUGUGAGGUGGAGGGAGCAGACACACAGUGGACCUAUGAGUGGAGCAGGAGCAGACUGAACCCACCUCCAACAACCAGAGAAUACACAGUGUCCAGAGUGACUGAGUCUGACACAGGAGCCUACAGCUGCAGAGCCCAGAGAGGCCCACACCUCACCACUGUGUGGAGCACCACCUCUGUCUCUGUACUCAGUGAGUCUGUUUUCUGUUUACACUUUGACUUUACAAAGCAGCAGGUGAAUGAAGAUGUGGCCAAAGGUGUCUUCUGUUCAGAACAGCCAGAAGUGCACCGUAUUUGUUUUUGUGUGUUGGGCAGGGGUGGAGUCAGGUACUUUGAGCUGAGAGAACUUGUCCUGGAGCAGAGCAGGGAGGAUGGUGUUGAACACAGAGCUGAAGUCCACAAACAGGAUCCUGGUGUAGGUUCCCAGAGUCCAGAACUGGCAGGUGUCCAGGAGGGGGAGGGGAUGGACUUGAAAUGUGACACAACCAAACACUCAAAAGUCUUCAUGACUACAGACGUCAGGACUCCAGUCCAGUCUGUGUAUCAGGGGGACUCAGUGACUCUGGUCUGUUCUGGUCCUGCUCAGAGACAGUUAUUCUUCUUCAAAGAUGGAAAACCUGUUCAACAUCAGCCUCAGCACAAAUCUACAACAACAGUCCAACUGAAAAUCAGUCCAGUGUCAAAAACAGACCAGGGUCAGUACUCCUGUGGGAUCAAUGAGGAAGUACAAUCACACAAAAGGAGACUCACAGUAAAAGAAAGUACCCGCAGAGUUGGACUGACUGUGUCAAACACAGAAACACCAGUAGGGGGCAGUGUAACACUGAGCUGUGAUGUACAGGGUUGGACUGAAAAACAUGAAUGGUUUAGACGAAAUUAUGACUCUGGAUCUGAAAGGGGAACUAUUGGCAAAGUUGAACAAAAAGUCAGUGUCUCUGUUGGAGGAGUGUACUCAUUCCCCACUGUGAGUCCGAGUCAGUUGGAGGUAUUUGUGGGAGAGAGUCUGAGUCUGAGCUGUGAGGUGGAGGGAGCAGACACACAGUGGACCUAUCAGUGGAACAGGAACAGACUGAACCUACAUCCAACAACCAGAGAAUACAGAGUGUCCAGAGUGACUGAGUCUGACACAGGAGCCUACAGCUGCAGAGCCCAGAGAGACCCACACCUCAUCACUGUGUGGAGCACCAGCACCACUGUCACUGUACACAAAAGGCAACGCACUGUCACUGUGGAGACCUUUGUUUCUCAGUUAUACCAGUAG
Messenger RNA from Boleophthalmus pectinirostris (great blue-spotted mudskipper), 5150 nucleotides. RefSeq names its product obscurin-like. NCBI's taxonomy places the organism in Eukaryota, Metazoa, Chordata, Actinopteri, Gobiiformes, Gobiidae. The transcript has 29 exons. The record is from RefSeq and is a predicted model, not a curated record. Gene Ontology annotation, molecular function: transmembrane signaling receptor activity. Gene Ontology annotation, biological process: cell surface receptor signaling pathway. The coding region runs from base 39 to 5150 and encodes 1703 amino acids.